AUGGGCGACCAGUCGUGGGACCCCACCACGCGCGCCACGGUGCAGAAGAUCCCGCUGCUGACCGUGAAGGCGGGGCCGCGCGAGAAGGAGGAGUGGCAGAAGCGGCUCAAGGAGGAGCUGCAGGCCCUGAUCAAAUACAUCGAGAUUAGCAAGGCCGCCGACCUCGACUGGUUCACCAUCCGGCCCAGCAACAAGGAGGGGACGCACUGGUCGGGCAAGUGCUGGUACAUCCACGACCUCAUCCGCUACGAGUUUGACUUCCAGUUUGACAUCCCCGCCACCUACCCCGCCACCGCGCCCGAGAUCGAGCUGCCCGAGCUGGAGGGCAAGACGGCCAAGAUGUACCGCGGCGGCAAGAUCUGCCUCACGAUACACUUCAAGCCGCUGUGGGCCAAGAACAGCCCGCACUUUGGCGUGGCGCACGCGCUGUGCCUGGGGCUGGCGCCCUGGCUGGCGGCGGAGGUGCCCUACUUGGUGGAGUCGGGGGCGGUACAGCCAAAGUCCUGA
Molecule: messenger RNA, 507 nt
Organism: Chlorella variabilis
Lineage: Eukaryota; Viridiplantae; Chlorophyta; Trebouxiophyceae; Chlorellales; Chlorellaceae
Exons: 3
Coding region: 1-507 (168 amino acids)
Biological process (GO): protein K69-linked ufmylation
Cellular component (GO): cytoplasm
Molecular function (GO): UFM1 conjugating enzyme activity
Source: RefSeq, a predicted model, not a curated record